Molecule: messenger RNA, 804 nt
Organism: Dracunculus medinensis (Guinea worm)
Lineage: Eukaryota; Metazoa; Nematoda; Chromadorea; Rhabditida; Dracunculidae
Source: the annotation of a GenBank genome assembly
AUGCAAGUCGUUCGAGUAAUCUUAUUCAUAGUAUAUGUGCCAUUAUUUUGCGAACUGCAGUAUACGUCACAAAUAUAUCCUGAUCCAAGGUUUGAUGCUUUCUCAUGCAAAAUUGUGGUGCCUGGACCAUUGUGUGAUCCAGACGAUAUCAUUAACUUUGGUGACAAAAAUGCUUUGAUUGAUCGAAUUAAUGAGCUUGUUUCCUCAACAACAUCGAUUGAAAAUUCUUCUCCAGCUUGCAAAAAUCAGCCAAAUAAGAAUUUACAAAUUAUUGUUGCUGUCGUUGAUAAAAUUGGACAAAUUUCCAAUUUACCGGUUGAUCUAGAAAAAUUUGCAAAUAAUCUUAAGAGUCGAUAUCAAAAUUUUCAAGAUCCAUCAUAUUGUGAUCAGUUGGUUCUUAUUGUCAAUUCUCGAAGUGAUCGCCAAGUGUAUACAGUUGCUGGUAAAGAUACUAAAUUAAGUAAAGCUAUUUUAAAAGCAGCUUUUGAAAAUAGUAUCGCAAAUUUUAGGGUAAAUUUUGCUGUUGCACAGUGUGGAAAUAAUCAAGAAAGAUUAAGUGGAUACGUCCGAGCUGUUGUUGAAAAUGCAAUGUCAAUAUCACUUCGUCUAUUAACUGAUAAACGUUACACGAAAAUAGAAGAAUAUAUUAAUGAUAAAAUGUUGGAAGAUGAUGGAGAAGCUUGGACGCAAGCAAAAAAUAAUUUCAUCGACGAUAUUUAUCGUAAAUAUUCAUUAACAAUAAGAACGAAAGCAAUAUAUCGAUGUCCAAUUAAAAAUUAUUUUUUUAACAAAAAAAGAGAGUGA